Molecule: messenger RNA, 846 nt
Organism: Aureobasidium subglaciale EXF-2481
Lineage: Eukaryota; Fungi; Ascomycota; Dothideomycetes; Dothideales; Saccotheciaceae
Exons: 1
Coding region: 151-711 (186 amino acids)
Source: RefSeq, a predicted model, not a curated record
GUAAUAUAGCAGAAGUCACGCAUCGGUUGGAUAUCCUUCCCUGAAUCCCGUGAACGAGCACUCGCCGGCACGAGGUUGUUUCAUGAGACGUGUUUGUCGGUUGAGGGCCUAGCCUAUGAUCGAUUGACCCAGCGAAGGAUCCUCAAACAUAUGCUGUGGAUACAAGUCGUAUAUUAUACCUUGAUACUGCCCAGACUAGAUGGACCCUAUUUGUCUUGGUGCCAUUGUCAAGAAGACAGUCCGCGUACGUACGCACGUAUCGACAGGAAGGUCGUGAAUCUCAAAUGCGAAUCGUUUCCUGUAGACAGCAAGCGCCGUGUGACCAUUUGCUCACAAGAGAUACGGAGGCGGGUAGCCGCAAAUGAGGGGUACUUUGAGGUCUUCUCGGGCGUGGGGGGUCUGAGCCAAGGGUCCGCCACACCGUCAAGAAAGCGGCGGAAACCAAAGUCAAUUCGAGAGGGCUUUCACAUGUCAAUCGCUCGACAGAAUGACUUGGGUCAGUUGGCGACUCGACACUGGCAUUGCUUGCUGAUGGAGGGUCAAUUGGCAACGGAUGAUAACACACACCUGCUCGAAAGCCUCGAUCAGGGUAUUGACUUGCUGACCCGAGCCGAAGUAGGAAUACAAUCAGGCAUUAUGAAGGGGGUUCAAUGGAGGAGGAUUAUGUUGGUCUCGCCCGACAUGGCAGAAUCCCACCGGGCAUAUGCGUGAUCAGGAUAUCUCCCUCGGGGGCCCACCUGAUAAGCGCUACAAACAAGAAGAUGCGCUUGCUCCUCUCUCCACCAAUGUCGAUCGAGCGAAGGAGGAGGGGAGGCGUCGAGGCGGUGCGCUCAAUCGCGUGUAGUU